AUGUUCGCCCCCGGCACUGAAAAGGUUGACCUCGGCACGCGGAACGAUGACUACAGUCACUUUGGUCUGUUCAUCACAUGGAUUGCUAGCAGGAUCUCGGAGAUUUUGGGGAGCGAAGAUGACGUCGUGAUAGAGCUUUGCUACAAUCUGAUUGAGAGCUCUCGCUUUCCUGACAUCAAAGGCCUACAGAUCCAGCUCACCGGGUUCCUAGACAAGGAAACUCCUGGUUUCUGCAAAGAGCUAUGGAAUCUGUGCUUGAGCGCCCAAGCCAGUCCGCAGGGCGUGCCGAAAGAGCUUUUGGAGGCCAAGAAGCGCGAGCUUAUGCAAGAGAAGAUCGAAGCUGAAAAAGCAGCAGAGGAGCGACAAAAACGCGAGGCACAAUCUUUCCGAGGAAGAGGCGAUGGGCGCUCCGACAGCUACCGUGGAGGGGGCCGUGGUCGCGGUCGCGGGGGUGGUUUCGGAGAUAGGGACAUGAACGACCGACGGGGCGGUUUCAAUCGUGGAAGGGACGGCUCUCGCUCGCCACCGCCACGUGGUGGUGCUGGUGGCGACUCUUACAGAGCUCCCCGUCGAGACAUUUAUGUGCCUCGCGGUCGCAGAAAUUCCAUGGGAAGGCGUGGCGAUACGAAGCGAAGGUCACCCUCUCGAUCUCCUUCAGUAGAUUCUGGGAGCUCAAGGUCGAGAACACGCAGUGCCAGUUCUGCUAGCAGCAACAGAUCUCCGUCCCGUUCGCGCUCGCCGCCACCCCGACCCGAAGCCGAAGCCGCAGCCGCAGCCGUAGCCCACCUGGUGGCAAGAAUGGCAAACCUGGCCGGGGCAAUAAGAGGAGAGGGCGAUCACCAACGCGCAGCCCAAGCCCGGCGAGUUCACGAGGUGGCAGUCGCCGGCGCCGGCGCCAUGGCUCCCGUAGCCCCAGCAAAGACCGUCGCAGCCGCAGCCCCAAUCGGGUCGGAUAGGAAGAGACGCCAGAGCCCCUCGAUUUCACCACCAAGAGAAUCACGAGACAAAUCAGCUGAUGGAUCCCGCACCAAAGACAGACCAACGCCACAGCCACACACUGGCGACCCAGAUUCCACCGCUGCCGCCUCAAGCCCGUCCAAGGCUAGAAAAGUUUCCGUUGACAAAGACGCCACCUUGUUGCGGGAGAAAGAACUCAAGGAGAGAAUUCUGCAGAUGAGAUCCUCAAAGAGCGGCCCCAGCAAUGCAUGAGGCUAACCACUCCGUAAAGGGUUAUGCUUUGGCUACAACAUCCGCCCUUACCGUCACGGCAACGCAUCUCACCUCAUUCAUACCGCUUCCCAGAAUUGAGCAAGGCUUGGUUUGGCUCCAGUCACUGUUUUUUGUCGGGUAUGUCUAACCUGAUAUGACAUAGCUUCACUUGUUAGUGGGGAUUUUUCACAGCAAUAUACUCCGUACAUGGCAAUAAUUGCUUAUUUCGCUAUCCUAUUGCGGAAGCGCCACCUGGUUGGUUUUUUUUUUGUUUGAGAUCGGAAACAUCUUACCCAACACAUGGCGAGUAUGGUUUCUGCUUUGAAAAGCGCAUGAACUUACAGGACUCCAAGGUAUAACUUUCAGAGAAAUAAAAAGACGUACUAGCAU
Messenger RNA from Pyricularia oryzae 70-15, 1599 nucleotides. RefSeq lists its product as uncharacterized. Lineage: Eukaryota; Fungi; Ascomycota; Sordariomycetes; Magnaporthales; Pyriculariaceae. The transcript has 7 exons. The record is from RefSeq and is a predicted model, not a curated record. Gene Ontology annotation, cellular component: spliceosomal complex. Gene Ontology annotation, biological process: mRNA processing; regulation of mRNA splicing, via spliceosome. The coding region runs from base 1 to 1209 and encodes 402 amino acids. Gene Ontology annotation, molecular function: RNA binding.